AUGCCUCAGCGGGCUUCUAGUGCAAACACGGAGGGGGCUCCGAAGGCUGUUGCCAAAUCAACUGAAGACUCCGAGCUCAUGAGGACGGAUGAUCUUCAGUCCUCUACUGAUGUCUCCAUGGAGCUUCUGGAGAUUGCCCCCACUGAUGAGGGGAGCCCUAGGAACACAAUUGAGGCCGUCCCAAAAGGACAAAAUGCCCAAGAAGUUUCUCCUGGGGUCGUCCCUACAAGGGGUGUUGAAUCUGAGCCAGCGGAGAGGGCUCCUCCUCAAAGGGAGACAGCAAUUGUUUCUCGGGGCGCGACCAAGGAGGUCAGGGGUAAGCGUCCUGCUCCCUCUGACGCUCUUGCCUCUAUUGCUAAGAAAUCCCGAGCAUCUAGACGUACUGCCCCUGCCCUGCCUCCGCUCGAGAAGAAGAAGACCUCGGUGGUGCCCCUGCUUUCUGCUCCCGACAAUGAUAUCCUGAACGCAGAGGACAUCACCCAUCAGUCUCCAGCGACCGUGGUCGCUGAAAUAAUCGGGGAGCGAAUGUUCGGUGGAGUCACACAGGCUUUAGAUCCUCGUUUGUUGGCUCUUUCUGGCCAUCUGGCUAGCUCUACUCAGGAGCAGGUGGCCUUCCGGGCUCAGUCUAGGGAGCAGCUGGGGAAUAUUGCUAGGGAGAUGCUCCUGAUGGUCACUGGCCUAUUCAUGGAGAUAGAUGCCCGAGACCACACUCUCAGGGACUCUGUGAACCGUCGUGUCGAAGAGGCGCGCCUUGAGGAAAAUUUAUCCGCGACCAGUGAUGCCCGGGGCAAUCUUGCCGCUGUCAAGGAGGACUACAGGUCCCUCCAGUUUGACUUGCGCGCGACCUUAGAGGCCCGUAAGCAAGCUGAGGAAGAGGCUGGUAAGGUGCAAAAGCAUGCCCAGUCCCUGGAAGCAGAGUUAUCUUACGGUCAAAAGGUUCUUAAAGAGUCUGAUGAGAGGGCAGCUGCAGCAGAGGUUCGCUGUGAAGAAGUUUUAAAGCAGCUGUCCUCCAUGGCGGAGGCCUUUCGUGAAAGGGAUGAGGCCGUGAGCCAGAGGGAGGAGGUCCAGCAUCAAAAUGAGCAGUUAAAGGCAGAUUUUGAUGCCAUGCUGACUCAAAGGAAUGAAGCUCUAGCUCGGGUUGUGGUUCUGGAGCAGGAGCUGAGCAAGCAAGUUAACAACGUUAAGGACUUGACUUUGGCAGCAGAGAAGUCUCACCUUUAG
Molecule: messenger RNA, 1221 nt
Organism: Manihot esculenta (cassava)
Lineage: Eukaryota; Viridiplantae; Streptophyta; Magnoliopsida; Malpighiales; Euphorbiaceae
Product: myosin heavy chain, striated muscle-like
Exons: 2
Coding region: 1-1221 (406 amino acids)
Source: RefSeq, a predicted model, not a curated record